This is a messenger RNA of Dictyostelium purpureum, 1128 nucleotides long. RefSeq lists its product as uncharacterized. The record is from RefSeq and is a predicted model, not a curated record. Bases 1 to 1128 code for a protein of 375 amino acids. Gene Ontology annotation, biological process: AMP biosynthetic process; ATP biosynthetic process. NCBI's taxonomy places the organism in Eukaryota, Evosea, Eumycetozoa, Dictyosteliales, Dictyosteliaceae. Gene Ontology annotation, molecular function: bis(5'-nucleosyl)-tetraphosphatase (asymmetrical) activity. The transcript is spliced from 2 exons.
AUGUCGCUAAUCAUACAAUCACCAUCUUUUAAUAAAUCACCAUCAUACAAAAAAGAUGAUCAGGAUGGAGAAGUAUUAAAUUUAAAAUUCAAAAAAUUUAAAAACUAUAUAAAUAGUUUAAAUACUGCAUCAACAGAUGAAAUAUUGAACAACUAUGAAUUAGAUGUACCAGUAAUAUGCAUAUUAUUCCACAUCAAAAUUGACAAAAAAGAUAAUGUAGAAGAGAUCUUUUCAAAACUACGAACUUUUAUAGACGAAUGCAGAAAAAAAAGAAAGAUGAACUCAUUUCUUAUGGUUUACUUUGACAUAAAAUCAAAAUCACAUUUAGAACUUUACCCUUUAUUCAUAGCAAGACUUUUUAAAGUAGCCUGUUCAUUAGUAACCAAUAAUUUCAGUGAUGUUAUUCAAGCAUUAAGCAUUAUCGAUCAAACUUCAGUAGAUAAAUCUGGUGAAUUAAGUUGUCCAAUUUGUACCCAUUCAGGUUUUGCAAAAAACUUAUCAGUUGACGAUUUAAGAGAACAUAUUUAUUUGUUUCAUUGUAAUGAAAGUUUAGAUUCAAUAGAAAAUAAAAUACCAAUUUGUCCAAUAUGUUUCAAAAGACCCCAAGAAAAAAUCGGUGUACAUUUACAUGAACAUCAUGGACCAAAAGGUGAAAAAACAGAACAUGAAUUAGCCCUUAGCAAAAUAUACCCAUUUUGUUUAGUUAUCGUUAGAAAGAAAUCAAAUGGAACAUUUUUAAUUGUUAAUGAAUCAGCAGGAAGAGGAUACUGGUUACCAGGUGGCAGAUUAAAUACAAAUGAAUCCUUACAACAAUGUGCAAUUAGAGAAUGUAAAGAAGAGACUGGAAUUGAUAUCGAAUUAAAAGGUAUUUUAAGAGUAGAAUAUUCACCCUUUCAACAAUACUCUAGAAUGCGUGUAAUAUUUUAUGCAGAACCCAAGGAUGAAAAUCAACCACCUCGUCAAGUACCAAACUAUGAAUCAAUGGGUGGUUUGUGGGUUUCAACAAAAGAUUUAUCAUCAUUAGACUUACGUGGUAAAGAACCAACCAUUUGGUUUAAUUAUGUUGAAAAAGGUAAAGAUAUUUAUCCAUUAUCUUUAUUAACUCUAGAAAAUGCUAUACCUAGAUAA